Neospora caninum is the source of this 2877-nucleotide messenger RNA. RefSeq lists its product as hypothetical. Gene Ontology annotation, biological process: negative regulation of transcription by RNA polymerase II; chromatin remodeling; DNA repair. The record is from RefSeq and is a predicted model, not a curated record. NCBI's taxonomy places the organism in Eukaryota, Apicomplexa, Conoidasida, Eucoccidiorida, Sarcocystidae. The transcript has 9 exons. Gene Ontology annotation, cellular component: NuA4 histone acetyltransferase complex; Swr1 complex. Bases 1 to 2877 code for a protein of 958 amino acids. Gene Ontology annotation, molecular function: transcription corepressor activity.
AUGAGUUUGGUUCGAGAUUUGCUGGGGUUCACCCCCCAGACCGCGCAGGGGGUUCUCCAAUUGAAUGAGCGACUCUUGCUCCACGAGGCUGCAGUCCCAGCGCCGCCGGCCUCUUCGCUGCCGGAGGUGGGUGCAGCGGCCAGCACGUCGGGGAAGGAGCGCAGCAUGAACACCGCCGUUCUCUUCGCCGCCAAGUCUCCUCUCGGAUCCGCUGGAACAGAGAAACUCGCGAAGAACGGCGGUCUGGCCAGGGACUUCCGAGCUGCAGUGAUCGGCGGUACGACCGCUCUGCCUUCGCUGCCCGCCGUGAUGCACAGACCUCGCGCGAAACGUGGCCAGGAACGACGCCCAGUGAGCAAGUGGCGCAUGUGCGCGUUCUCGAACGGCGCGCGGCAAGAUGGUCUUUGCCUGGCGCACUGGCGGAAGGUAACCGAGCAGCAGGCGCGUCAACUCCAGCAGCAAGUCUCUGCGCUGCAUGCGAAGCACGGCGCCUCCCAGGCCUCCGAGAGCCCCGCGAAGGAAGAAGCCGUGAAAUCCGAGGCCGGCUCUGCUGCCGGCGCUGAAGGCGAGCAAGAACACGACGCGCAGAACCAGACGCGCCGUCUCUCUUUCCAGGACAAGCUCCUCGCCUUUCUCCUCACUCCAGAGAAGGAGUACCCUUUCGCCAGGUUCAACGUAAAGACAGUGCAGCCCCCCCUCACUGCAGAUUUGUACGAAAAGUACAUUCAGCCUCUGGACAACUCGUGGAGCGCAGAAGAAACGUUUCAGCUCUGGCAUUUGGUGCAUGAAUGCGAUCUUCACUGGCCUGUCAUCUUCGAUGCUUUCCCCGCCUCUUUCGGCCGAUCCGUCGAAGAACUGAAACAAAGAUAUUACGCCGUUGCCAAAAGCUUCGUGGCCGAGUGUCAGCGAAGGCUGCUGCUCGAGCGCCAGCAGCGCAUCGGUGCCGAGGAGCUCCAAGCUGAGCAAGCGCUCCAGUCCCAAAUUCGAGCCGCAGAGGGGAAAUUCAAGAAAAUCGGAAAGGCGCGAGAAGAACAAAGGAAACUGCAAAGGCGAUUUGACCUCCCUCCGGACGCCGCGCCUCCGGUCUCGGCGACCGACUUCCUCGAGCUAAAAGAGCCGACUUGCGUGACGCUCAGUGUGCUGCUAGAGGAGACGAAGAACUCGCGCGUCUCCGAGAAGGGAAACGCGCUGAUCGACAGCUACCUCUCUUCUCUAGGAGUUGCGCCGCCCGUCUGCUUCACGUACAACAUCGCCGAGAGUUACUGGGGUUUGCGCACGGAGGUUUCGACGAUGUUGCACCUGCGGCAGCGCGUGGAAAAACUGAAGGAGGAACUGAACUACUGGACCACUGUGACGGCGAAUCUCCCCCCGCUGCCGGUUGCUGGCGCCGCCCUCCUCACCUCGCCUGACGCUCGCCACGGGGCCGCGCAUGCACCGGGCGGAAAGCCCGUGGGGUCGCUGCAGGCGCAGUUCUACCCUCGGCAGAGCGCGCAGGCCGCCGACGGCAGGGAGCGGAACGGCCCAGAAGGCUCGCCGCAGCCACCGUCCCGCGACGCUGCUUUCCCGCCCCAAGGCGCGUCUCGAAGCCCGUCGGUGGCGAGUGGCCAGAACCCGGACAGCGCGCGCACGCGUCCGAACGCUUCUCUCCCGGCUGCGUCUUCUGUCUCCGCGUCUUCUCCGUCGCCGCACAGCGCCUCGCCCUCACCGCCUCCGCGCCCCCAACCCCACGUCGCCAGCGGCGCUUCCCACCCUGCGGCUCUGCCUCCGACCGCCGCGCCGACGCACCCCGGCCUCGGCCAGUCCCACGACCCUGCGGCGGGCGCCGCCGCGAUGCAUGCGGCCUCACACUACCCGGUGAACGCCCCCGGCUCGGCGGUCUCUGCCGGCGCCUUCGCGCACGCGCAGAACGCGCACUCCCGCGGGCUGGUUCCCUCGCCGCAGCUCCACCGGCCUGGGGGCUCUGCGCCUGGCGCGGCCGGAGAGUCCGCCCUGGCCUACGGGGGCGUGGCUGCAGGGAUGCAUGCAGACCGCGACGAGCGGCCGUCGCCCCUCGCGGGUGUCUCCGCGGGCCUCGCCCAGGGUUUCCAGUCCUUCCCCUCGCACUUCCAGUCUGCGGGCUUUCAGGCUCCGCAGUUCGCGCCUGCGCAGCCGCGCGCGGCGUUUCCGCAGAUGCUCGCGCACGGCGAAGGCGCCCACCAGAGCCCCGACGCAGGCCUCGGACUCCCGAGUGUCUCUUGGGGCGUCGCCCACUCAGAGGGGACGGGGAUGGCGCCCGUUUCGGCGGGGCAGAUGGCCCAGAGCCCAGCCAUGGGCGAAGGCAUGCAGAGCCCGUACGGGAGCCAACUGGGCGCGGCGGGCGUGAACAGAGGAAACAUGCGGCCUGGGCAAGCUGGACCUCCACAGCAGAGCAAGCCUCCGCGUUCGCGCAGCCGCUCUUCCUCUGCUUCUGCGGGCUCUCCGUAUCCGUCGGCGAUGGCGCUUUCGCCGUCUGGGCCGUCGGGCGUCCCGUUCGGGCAGUCUGCGUCUCCGAGCCAGGCGCUUGGAUCCUUUGCGGACCCGAAAGACGCGGCGCACGCGCGGCCACGCGCCGAGAGCGGGAACCGCGCCGCCAAGAAGCCGCGCUCGGCGUCGCGGAAGGCUCAGGCGGUCCCGGCCGCCCUCUCGGGCUACGCGAGCCUCCCGGCCCAGCGCGCCAUCCAAGGUCCAGCUCAGGGAGGCGCCGGCGCCGAGGGCCUUCGGGGCGGAAUGCUGGCGCCUGCGGGGCCCGAGCCGAACGCGACGCACCACCAGCCUGGGACGAUGCAUGCGCUCGACAUGAGUGGAAUGGAUCACGGCUUGCCAAUGUCCGGCGCGGGCGGGCUCCCCGGCGCGAUGUAA